Penicillium antarcticum is the source of this 1182-nucleotide messenger RNA. RefSeq names its product F-box domain protein. The coding region runs from base 1 to 1182 and encodes 393 amino acids. The transcript is spliced from 2 exons. The record is from RefSeq and is a predicted model, not a curated record. Lineage: Eukaryota; Fungi; Ascomycota; Eurotiomycetes; Eurotiales; Aspergillaceae.
AUGGCUUCCGCCAAACAGAUUCAUCUCCCGACAGAAAUCCUCGUUGAGGUCGCGCAAUACAUACGGGAUUUCCGAGAGGAUACAAAUGAUACCCAGACGGAUCGCCCAUUUGUAUACCAAACAACACUUCACAGCUUUUGCUUGGUGUCGUGGCAAUGGUACUCUGCUGGGAUUGAAAUGCUGUACUCCCGGCCCGAUCUCACCAGAGGAAACAGCUUCGCAAAAUUCACCAGCACGGUAUGCCCACCCCUUCGUGCGAAAAAACCGAGUAUGGACUUCGGGUCAAUGGUCCGAUUCUUGUGGCUCGGCGGGUUAGUGCACCACAGCUCCAACAGUCUGACUUCAAGGCUGUUGGGCCGCGUGAAGAAAAAUCUACAGCUUUUCGUUGCACCCAGAACCUCAUUUUCAAUCAAUAGUCUUGCACCAUUGUCGAAGUGCAAGGAACUGGUUCACCUGCGGCUAGGGCUUGUGAUAGAACCAAUUGAGCUUCCCGUCCUGAAAAAGGCUAUCUCAGGUCUUCAUAAGCUUAGGUCGCUUGUUUUGCCAUCCUCGAUGCUGAUUACUGACGAUCAAUCCGGCUUAAGCUGGCCUGCCAAUAUCUGGCACAUGCAACUAGGCGGAAGAUUUGACCUAGAGUCUAUGCCUACCUUUCGGUGGCCACCAAAUCUUACAAGUCUCGCAUUCUGUGGCUGUGAGGACCUCAACACUUUCACCCUUGAGUUGAUUCUGAUGAACGAGCAACUGUGCUCGACCCUGCGCACAUUGUCUCUUCACUCCUCAAAUGGCAAUUUGCUGGGUGAUGACGAAGCCUCCAUUCUAAGCGGCUUGCUCGCAUUGAGACGACUUGAGGUGCCUAUUGAUGUUUUAUACCCAUUACUCAUUCUACCUGCGUCUGAUGAAUCUACCUCGCCACUCUCAAUCCGUGAAUUGAUUCUCAUGGCACCAUAUGAGGAGGACUCCGAGCCGGAGUUUGACCUUGAUGAGCUCCACAAGGCCCUCGGGCGGAAUCUUUCUCGGGUUUGCGGAUUGGCCAUCUAUCCAAAGUGCCUGGAUCUUAUACCAAAGGAAUCUCAUGCCAAACUUGACAAGAAGAUAUGGAAAAACAUUGAUGAGUGUCCGGAGGAUGAGCUUGACUAUGUUUAUGACCUGGGUCUCUACGAGAUCGAGAAUGAGCGUUGUUGA